This is a messenger RNA of Scomber japonicus (chub mackerel), 1178 nucleotides long. RefSeq names its product ankyrin repeat and SOCS box protein 12-like. The record is from RefSeq and is a predicted model, not a curated record. Gene Ontology annotation, cellular component: nucleus. Gene Ontology annotation, molecular function: protein binding; transcription cis-regulatory region binding. The transcript has 3 exons. The coding region runs from base 69 to 983 and encodes 304 amino acids. Gene Ontology annotation, biological process: intracellular signal transduction; positive regulation of transcription by RNA polymerase II. Lineage: Eukaryota; Metazoa; Chordata; Actinopteri; Scombriformes; Scombridae.
AGAAGAAGAAACAGGAAAAAGAAGGAACAUCUGAUGGUGACACAGCUCAGUGUUUUUCAGCAGGUUCUAUGCUCCGGUUAAGGACCUCUGAAGAAGAAGAAAGUAGUUGUGAAAUUUCCCAGCUCAGACAGGCUGUGUUACAAAACGAUGACAGACUCCUUGAUGAGAUGCUCUGCCAAGAAAUCUACAAGAAGGUCAUCAACUGCAGAGGUGGCUGGGGCAUUGCAGGCACUCCUCUGCAUGCUGCAGUGUCUAAAGGCCACCUCAGCUGUCUGCAGGUUUUGUUAACCCAUGGCGCCCUCGUGGACUGUGUGGAUGUCAAGGCCCAGACGCCUCUCUUUGCAGCUGUUCGUGGGAAAUACCUGGACUGUGUCUUAGCGCUCCUCAGAGCCGGUGCCAACCCCAAUGGCAGCUCAACCAACAACUGUUCCCCCGUCCUCACCGCCGCUCGGGAGGGUGAUGUGGAGAUAUUAAAGGAACUGCUUAAACACGGCGCAGAGGUGAACUCCCGCUCUAAAGUCUUGCUCUGGACCUCAAGUGCCAGAGUGUCCAGCGGGCCACUGUACCUGGCCGCCGUUUACGGACAUAUGGAGUGUUUCAAACUGCUCCUCCUGUACGGUGCGGACCCAGAUUACAACUGCACAGAUGCGAAGCUGCUGAAUUCUAUCAAGCAGCCCAAAACUGUGCUGGAGAUGUGCCUCAGGCAUGGCUGCGGCGUGGAGUACAUCCAGCUUCUGAUCGACUUUGGUGCAAACGUCUACCUCCCCACGCUGAUCAUCGAGAAGUCCACGAAGCAGAACGAGGCUGUGGAGCUGCUUCUGCAGGAAAGAGGGAAUCCCAAGGCCUUGAUUUCACAGUGCCGACUCACCAUCCGCAGUUACCUCAAAAAGAUCAACAAGAUCCACCGCAUCGACCAGCUGGAAAUGCCAACAAGUCUCAUUAACUUCUUGCAAUACAAAUCAGUCCCAGUCACUCUGCUGUAGCUCAGUGAACCGGAGGCAGUGAGGUGAAUUCAUGUGUGACCGCUUGAUUUCAGCUAAAGCAUUUUUGUUUUUAUUUGCAGACUUGCAGGUCCAUAGUCUUUGUCUUCUUUUUUUAAACUGAUGUCCUUCUGUUCAUGUGCUGUCCUGUUAAGACUGAUUCUAAAGUCAAAACAUUAAAUGUGUGGAUAAAUCAUG